Messenger RNA from Neolamprologus brichardi, 3994 nucleotides. The record is from RefSeq and is a predicted model, not a curated record. NCBI's taxonomy places the organism in Eukaryota, Metazoa, Chordata, Actinopteri, Cichliformes, Cichlidae.
AUGUUGCGGACCAUAUUUGAAGCGGAGUGUUCUCUCUCUCCCACAGAGGGAAUCCUGGGAAAGGAGCAGCCGCUCGAGGUCCUGAAGACAUCGGCGCUCAACCACAUCCCAACAGUCGACAUCAACUCCGCGCUGCCCCUUCGUCUCCCUCCGGCCGCCAUCCCCAUGGAUUUGCGCGUGGACCAUCACCAGCAGCAGCAGCAGGUGUCCUCGCUCUCCCCGCCCGCCCAGCAGUCGCCCGGCCAGCCCGGCGGCGGCAGCGUGGUGGCGGCAUCGGUGCACGAGCAGCAGCUGCAGGCCGAGCUGCUGGCCCUGAAACAGAAGCAGCAGAUCCAGCGGCAGAUCCUCAUCGCAGAGUUCCAGAGGCAGCACGAGCAGCUGUCCCGCCAGCACGAGGCCCAGCUGCAGGAGCACAUUCAGCAGCAACAGGAGCUCCUGGCUUUGAAGCACCAGCAGGAGCUGCUGGAACAUCAGAGGAAGAUGGAGAACCACCGUCGGGAGCAGGAGCUGGAGAAGCAGCAGAGAGAACAGAAGCUGCUGCUGCUGAAGAACAAGGAGAGGGGCCAAGAAAGCGCUGUGGCCAGCACCGAGGUGAAGAUGCGUCUCCAGGAGUUCGUCCUGAAUAAGAAGAAGGCGCUGGCCCAGCGUAGCAUCAACCAAGGAGGCCUCCCCAACGACGCUCCCUACUGGUACCGCAAAACCCAGCACAGCUCUUUGGACCAGAGCUCGCCUCCACAGACUGGCGUGUCCACCUACAACCACCCUGUGCUGGGCGUCUACAAUCCCCGGGAUGACUUCCCACUGCGAAAGACUGCCUCUGAGCCCAACCUGAAGCUGCGCUCCCGGCUGAAGCAGAAGGUGAGCGAGCGUAGGAGCAGUCCGCUGCUGCGUCGCCGAGACAGCCCCAUCACCACCGCCAAGAAACGCUCGCUCGACAUGGCAGACUCGGCAUGUAGCAGCGCACCCGGCUCGGGCCCGAGCUCUCCAAAUAACAGCUCCAACAACAUCCCCAAUGAGAAUGGCAUCACUGUGUCAGUGUCCAACAACACGGAGGCAUCUUUGGCCCAGAGGCUGUGCAGCGGUGCUGAUCGUGGCUCCGUUAGCCAGCUGUCCCUCUACACUUCCCCAUCUUUACCCAACAUCACCCUGGGGCUGCCAGCCACUGCCACGGCCACUGCUGCUUCUAAUGUGACCUCAGCCCAACAGGAUGGAGGCCUGCAGCCGGCCCUCUCCCUCAGCCCUCCAUUCCUCUCCGGUGGCCACUUGACCCCCUACUUGGCCGAGGCUGGAGCAGGAACAGGCGGGCACGGUGCACACAGUCCCCUGCUCCAACACAUGGUGCUCAUGGAGCAGAGUCCAGCGCAGAGCCCCCUGGUGACAGGUGUAAGCGGCCUGUCUAUGUCGUCAGCAGCGUCCAUGACCAAACUGCAGCGGCAGCACCGGCCCCUGGGGAGGACCCAGUCGGCCCCGCUGCCCCAGGGGACCGCGGCCCAGGCUCACGCGCAGGCCCUGGCACUGCAGCAGCUGGUGGUCCAACAGCAGCACCAGCAGUUCCUGGAGAAGCACAAGCAGCAGUUCCAGCAGCAGCAGCUCCACCUAAACAAGAUGAUGGCCAAGCCCAGCGAGUCGCCCGUGGGCCGUCAGCACCAGAGCCACCCCGAGGAGACGGAGGAGGAGCUGAGGGAGCACCAGGAAGGAGGAGGCCUGCCGCACGGGGUCACCAUCAAGCAGGAGCCCCCCGACCCCCAGGAGCUGCAGGAGGAGGUGCUGCAGCAGCAGCACAGGGAGAGGCAGGCUGAGCAGGAGCUCCUCUUCAGACAGCAGGCCCUGCUGUUGGAGCAGCAGCGGAUUCACCAACUGAGAAACUACCAGGCCUCCAUGGAAGCUGCCGGCCUCUCCAUCUCCUUCCCGGGACACCGCCCCCUGUCCAGGGCCCAGUCAUCUCCGGCCUCCGCUUCCUCCUUCCCGAUCAGCGUCCCCACGCCCGAUCCUCCAGUCAAGCCUCGCUUUACCACAGGUCAGCAUCGCCCUCCUCUCCUCCCACUGAAGCAUCACUGUCAAAUUGAAUCUUUAUUUCCUGCGACAGGUUCAAUCACUCCUAUGUUUGUUCGGCUCCCGUGUGGAGGGGUGGGGGUGGACAGCGACACCAUUUGGAACGAGGUCCACUCGUCCAGCGCGGCUCGCCUCGCUGUCGGCUCAGUGGUAGAGCUUGUUUUUAAAGUCGCUACUGGAGAGCUAAAGAAUGGUUUCGCUGUGGUCCGCCCUCCUGGACACCAUGCGGAGGAAAGCACUCCCAUGGGUUUCUGCUACUUCAACUCUGUGGCCAUCGCAGCCAAACUGCUGCAGCAGAGACUGAAUGUCAACAAGAUCCUCAUUGUGGACUGGGAUGUUCAUCAUGGCAACGGCACCCAGCAAGCCUUCUACGAUGACCCCAACGUCCUUUACAUCUCUGUUCAUCGCUACGACGACGGCAACUUCUUCCCUGGAAGCGGAGCACCUGAACAGGUGGGCAGUGGUCCUGGAGUCGGGUUCAACGUUAACGUUGCCUUCACCGGAGGUCUCGACCCGCCCAUGGGAGAUGCAGAAUACCUGUCUGCCUUCAGGUCAGUGGUGAUGCCGAUAGCCAACGAGUUUGCUCCAGACAUCGUGUUGGUCUCUUCUGGCUUCGACGCCGUCGAGGGACACCCUCCCCCGCUGGGCGGCUACACUCUGACAUCCAAAUGUUUCGGUUAUCUGACGAGGCAGCUGAUGACCCUCGCCGGAGGCCGUGUGGUCCUGGCUCUAGAGGGAGGUCACGACCUCACCGCCAUCUGUGAUGCCUCCGAGGCCUGCGUGGCCGCCCUGCUCGGCCAGGAGCUGGACCCACUGCCCAAGGCUGUCCUCGAGCAGAGGCCGAACCCCAACGCUGUUCGUUCUCUGGAGAAAGUUUUGGAGACUCACAGUAAGUACUGGCGCUCGGUGCAGCGCUACUCGCCGCGGCUGGGGCUUUCUUUGCUGGAAGCCAAACGAGGAGACUCGGAGGAGGCUGAGGCCGUCAGCGCCAUGGCCUCUCUCUCUGUGGCCAACUCUAAUGCCAUGGAGCAAAGCAGGUCUGAGGAGGAGCCCAUGGAAGAGGAGGAGCCGCUGUAGUGGACGAAAACGUGAGGGUGUCACCGCGUUACCAUUGACCUCUCCGGAGAACGCCUCUUUGAGCAGCAAAGAGUCUCGACUGAUCCCUUCAUUUAGUCCCCAAUGACCCCACUCACCACGUCAGUCACCUUGAUUGGCGGCCCCUCGGCCAAAAAAAACGAGGGAGAGGGGGUGGGCUCAGCCUCAAGAGUAGGGAGCCAAUCAGAAGACAGAGGAGGACUGAACUGGAAAAAACUUAUUUAAACAUACCGGCAAGCGCUCGCUCAGAGACGUUUUAUCUGUCAGUCUUCGCACCCCCAUGUUAGCCCUCGGCGGCUGACCAAGUGAUCACGGCAGCGGGCGAGCGUAUUUGGAGCGGUGCGAUCGGGAGGGUGGAGAAGGCCGGGGCGAGAUCAGAUCUCGUCACCGAAAGGUGCGAUGACACUUCUGUGCAGAAAAAUACGGUGCUUUACGCGGCUGCCCUCUGACCACAUCCAGUACGGACACCGGGGACAGCAGACGUCCCCAGCUGUCAAGAGGCAAGCUCGGGGAUUUGUUUUCUUUUUUUCUUGACUAUUUUCCCUCCCUAAAGAAAUGGGUGAGGGGGGGGCAUCGUGGCAACCGAGAAGAUAAUUUUACUAAAUGUGUUCACUGUGGACUUUGGUUGGGCCGAAGUUUGAGUAGGCUUUUACAAAGAUUUUAACGGUGAGACUCCGUCGCCUCGCCGGACCAGCCUGUUGUUGAAGGUUGACGAGUUAGAGGAGUGCCUUGGUGAGGGUCCGCUGGAUUUCACGAUUGUUCAGGAAAAGAUUGCCUUAAGAUUUUUCUCGCCGAGGAAUCGGCCCGAGGGUGCGGGAGACGGAGGAGAGUUUCAAGUCCUUUCUUG